Messenger RNA from Jatropha curcas, 5219 nucleotides. It is a transcript of the gene NRPD1A, whose product is annotated as nuclear RNA polymerase D1A. NCBI's taxonomy places the organism in Eukaryota, Viridiplantae, Streptophyta, Magnoliopsida, Malpighiales, Euphorbiaceae. The record is from RefSeq and is a predicted model, not a curated record. Gene Ontology annotation, molecular function: DNA-directed RNA polymerase activity; DNA binding. Gene Ontology annotation, biological process: DNA-templated transcription.
ACGAUUAACAGGUUUGAGGGCUUUAAACCCCUCCAAUACCCACAAGGAAAACCUCCCCUCCUUCAAAACCUUCUUCUCUGACAAUUAAUUUAACCCUACUUUACCUACCAUCAAAACCCCCCAAGAGAAAAGAAAAAAACAAGUUCCAGCCAAACAAUCCGUUAGUAUACAAUGGGUGUUCUUCUCGGCAUUAUAAGCUAUUAAACUUCAUCAGUCAAUUUGAUGCUCUGUCUGUGUUUAUGGUUUCUUCUCCGUGCAUUCUCCCUUGGAUGGCUUUUCAAUGAAUGGUGCUGGAUUAGUUGCAAAUAAGCUCAAAGUUCACCAAGUUCAAUGGAGACUGAUUUUUCUGACGAGCAGCAAGUGCCAUCUGCUCUGUUAACUGCCCUUUCGUUUGGUAUUUCGACUGAGGCAGAAAAGGAAAAACUUUCAGUUCUAGCAAUUGAUGCAGUUGGUGAGGUCACUGAUCCCAAGUUGGGAUUGCCAAAUCCAUCUUUUCGAUGCUCCACUUGCGGAUCCAAAGAUUCAAAAUUUUGUGAAGGUCAUUUUGGGGUUAUUAAAUUUCCAUUCACGAUAGUUCAUCCUUAUUACCUGUCCGAAGUUGUAAAGAUUUUGAACAAAGUUUGCCCAGGAUGUAAAUCCAUCCGGAAAGAGUCCAAGCGGACUGAUUCAAAAUCUAAAGAAAAUCUGCAUAAGGGUUGCAAAUAUUGCGUUGGAAAUACAAUAGGUGGGUAUCCUACUAUGAAGUUUUCUGUUUCUUCUGAAGAAAUCUUCAGGAAAAAUGUAAUCAUAGCAAAAAUCAGUGAAAGGCCACCGCAAAACUCUCACAAGAGAGGUCGAAAGAAAAGGUUGGCUGCUGAUUAUUGGGAUAUAAUUCCAAAGGACGAACAACAAGAAGAAAACACUUUGAGACCAAACCAAAGAGUUCUGACGCAUGCACAGGUUCGUCAUCUGUUGAAGGAUGUGGAUCCAAAUUUCAUAAAAAAGUUUGUUUUAAAGACAGAUUCAAUUUUCCUUAACUGUUUCCCAGUAACACCAAAUUGUCAUCGUGUGACAGAAGUUACUCAUGCAUUUUCUAAUGGCCAGCGCUUGGUCUUUGAUGAACGGACUAGGGCUUACAAAAAAUUGGUUGAUUUCAGAGGGACAGCAAAAGAACUGAGUUUUCGUGUUCUGGACUGCCUGAAAACUUCUAAGCUAAACCCAGACAAUUCAGUAAAUAAUGAUGAUAUGUAUGCGCUGCAAAGGAAGAUCAAUGAUUCUGCCUCCAAUUCAUCUGGUUUAAGAUGGGUUAAAGACGUUGUUCUUGGAAAACGAAAUGAUAAUUCAUUCCGUAUGGUGGUUGUUGGUGAUCCUAAUAUUAAGCUCAGUGAAAUUGGUAUUCCCUGUCACAUUGCAGAAAGGUUGCAAGUUUCAGAACAUCUGACAAAAUGGAACCGGGAGAGGUUGACUACUUGUUGCGAAGUACGUCUUCUUGAGAAGGGUGAGAUGCAUGUCCGCAGAGAAGGAAAUCUGGUUCGGGUUCGUCGUACUAAGGAUCUCCGCAUUGGGGACAUCAUUUAUAGGCCUCUAAAUGAUGGAGAUACUGUUUUGAUUAAUAGGCCUCCUUCUAUACAUCAACACUCCCUCAUUGCACUCUCUGUUAAAGUUCUCCCGGCGGCCGCAGCUCUUGCUAUCAAUCCACUUUGUUGUCCCCCAUUUCGUGGAGAUUUUGAUGGUGAUUGCCUACAUGGUUAUGUUCCUCAAUCGGUUGACACGAGAGCUGAGCUCUGUGAGCUUGUUGCGUUAGAUAAGCAAUUAACUAACGUACAGAGUGGCAGGAAUCUUCUUUCUCUCAAUCAAGAUAGUUUAGUUGCUGCUCACUUGGUCAUGGAGGAUGGAGUAUUCUUAAGCCUGUUCGAAAUGCAGCAACUGCAAAUGUUUUGUCCUCGGCAAUUGCUGUCUCCUGCUAUUGUGAAAGCUCCAUUGCCUAAUGACUGUGCUUGGACUGGAAAGCAAUUGGUUAGCAUGCUCCUACCUCGAGGUUUUGAUCAUGAUUUUCCUUCAAAUAAUGUUUACAUUCGAGAUGGAGAACUUAUUUCUUCUGAAGGUUCUUUUUGGCUACGUGACACUGAUGGAAACCUCUUUCAAAGCCUCAUAAAACACUGCCAGAGUCAAGUUCUUGACUUUUUGUGUACUGCUCAAGAAGUUCUUUGUGAGUGGUUGUCAAUGAGGGGCUUGAGUGUUUCGCUCUCUGAUUUAUACCUCUGCCCUGACUCAUAUGCAUGGAAAAACAUGAUGUGUGAAGUUUCAUAUGGACUACAAGAUGCAGAUCAUACAUGUAACAUAAAACAGUUCAUGGUGGAUUCUUGCCGAGAUUUCCUUGCUGGAAAUGGUGAAGAUGAUGAGCAUCCCAUGGGUUUGGAUGUAGAGCACUUGUGUUAUGAGAAACAGAGAUCUGCUGCACUCAGUCAAGCUUCUGUUGAUGCUUUCAAGCACGUAUUUCGUGAUAUUCAAAUUUUAGCCUACAAAUAUGCUAGUAAGGACAAUGCAUUGAUGACCAUGUUUAAGGCAGGAAGUAAGGGUAAUCUGCUGAAAUUAGUGCAGCAUAGCAUGUGUCUAGGGCUGCAACAUUCACUUGUUCCAUUAUCCUUUAGAAUGCCUCACCAACUCUCUUGUGAUGCUUGGAACAAGCAAAAGGAUGACAAUGCUACUGAAUGUGCCAAGUGUUAUAUCCCAUCUGCCGUGGUUAAAAGUUCUUUUCUAACAGGUUUGAAUCCCUUAGAAUGUUUUGUCCAUUCAGUAACAAGUCGAGAUAGCUCUUUCAGUGACAAUGCUGAUCUUCCUGGGACUUUAACUCGGAGACUUAUGUUCUUCAUGCGUGAUAUACAUGCUGCAUAUGAUGGAACGAUAAGAAAUGCAUAUGGGAAUCAGCUUGUUCAGUUCUCUUAUUAUAAUCGUGAGGAAACAUCUUGUCCGACUAAUUGCAGUGGCCAGAUCAUUGAUACUUUUGAUGGGAUAGGUGGCCGACCUGUGGGUUCAUUAGCUGCUUGUGCCAUCUCUGAAGCAGCGUAUAGUGCUUUGGAUCAACCAAUCAGUCUACUUGAAAAAUCACCUCUGCUAAAUCUAAAGAAUGUACUAGAGUGUGGUCUGAAAAAGAGUAAUGCUCACAAAUCUGUGACUCUAUUUUUAUCUGACAAACUUGGAAGACGGAGACAUGGUUUUGAGUAUGGUGCCUUAGAAGUUCAAAACCACUUGGAGAGACUACUGUUUUCAGAUAUUGUUUCUAUUUCAAGGAUAAUUCAUUCUCCACAGUCUGACAGCAAAACGCGUUUCAGUCCUUGGGUUUGCCAUUUCCAUGUGGACAAGGAAAUUAUGAAGAAGAGAAGUCUAAGUAUUCAUUCCAUAAUUGAUGCUCUGUAUAAGCAGUGUAAAUCACAAACAAUUCUGCCCAAUGUGCAAAUUACAUGCAAGGACUGUUCUGUAGCCGACAAUCACAGGGAAAUAGAAGAUACACUAUGUAUUACUGUUACUGUAAUUGAGAAGGCCAAGAACUCAUCUAUAAAAUUGGACACAAUUCGAGACCUGAUUAUUCCUUUUCUUCUUGAAACAGUUUUAAAAGGAUUAAUGGAGAUAGAGAAGGUGGAUAUUCUAUGGAAUGAAAGACCAAGGAUACAGAAGUCGCAUAAUCGUUCCUAUGGUGAGCUCUACUUAAGGGUUUCAAUGUCAGGAAGAUCUGACAAAACAAGACUCUGGAACUUACUUGUGGAUCACUGUCUCCCAAUAAUGGAUAUGAUUGAUUGGACACGCAGUCAUUCAGAUAAUAUACGCGAUUUUUGUUUGGCCUAUGGAAUAGAUGCUGGAUGGGAAUUUUUCCUUAAUAAUUUGAAGUCUGCAAUAUCUGAUGUUGGCAAGAGCGUACUUCCCGAACAUUUGAUUCUUGUUGCAAAUUGCCUAUCAGUUACAGGCGAGUUUGUUGGUCUAAAUGCAAAAGGCUGGAAACGGCAAAGAGAACAUGCAUCAGUCCUUUCACCAUUUGUGCAAGCAUGCUUUUCUAGUCCUGGUAGUUGCUUCAUCAAAGCUGCCAAGGGAGGAGUCAUGGAUGAUCUUCGAGGGAGCUUGGAUGCUUUGGCAUGGGGGAAGACUCCUCCUGUUGGGACUGGACAGUUUGAUAUUAUCUACUCUGGGAAGGGUUUUGAACUUUCAAAGCCAGUAGAUGUCUACGACCUGCUGGGUAGCCAAAUGAGUGCUGAGAAGCAGAAUUAUGAGUUCGAAGUACCUUUUACUCGGGGCUGCAAAUCUGACAAAUAUGGUCCCCAGUUUGUGUACAAUACUGAUGAUUAUGUCCCAAAAGGAACAUUGGAAAGGUUAAGAAGGUUGUUGACAUAUAAUGAUAUCCAUAGACUCUCCCAGGCUCUCAGCAAAAUAUUGAAUAAGUACCCGGUAGAUCAACAAUUAAAUGAAGCUGACAAAUGUACCUUGAUGAGUGCUUUAUAUUUUCAUCCUCGGAGAGAUGAGAAAAUUGGAUCUGGAGCACAAGAUAUCAAGGUUGUAAAUCAUCCAGAAUAUCAAGGUUCACGCUGCUUUUCAGUGGUUAGAACAGAUGGGACAAUUGAGGACUUCUCAUAUCGCAAAUGUGUCCAUGGUGCUCUUGAGAUCAUUGCCCCUCAAAAGGCUAGAAGGUACCGCGAAAAACAUCUGCAAAGCCGCAAUCCAUAAUGUAUAUGAUAAGAUCAGCUGUGUGAAAUGGCUGCAAUUUGGACUGAAUAAAUAACAUGUACGAUUGCAAAAAGAAAGCGCUCAUGCUGACUUCAUAAUGGAUAACUAAAACCAAUAAUCUGGAGGAGUUAAGCUACUAACAUCGGCUGCUGCACAUCAACUGAAUAUAGUUUUUGAAGCUUUUAUACCCCUUUUGAAAGCUGUACAUUUUCUGUAGAAGUAGAUUGUGCAUGAGAAGAAAGUAAGAUAAACAGCAAGUUAUCAUCCUUUUGUUUUCAGUAAGUGACUUUAUUAUUGUUUCUUCCCUGAGAAGUAGGGAAGUCCUCUUCCCAAGCUUCUUUUUGCUCCUUUCACUAUAACUUGUUUGCCUUCCAUUAUAUAAUGGCAGAAAAGGUCUAGUGAAAGCAGCAAAGAGAAGCUUGCGCGAAGCAUUCAUUUUCCUGAUGUAUUCAUAAAUACAUUUAUCAAUGGAAAAAAAAAAAAGAAAGAAAAAAGAAAAGAUUUUCCUGCCUUUUUUUUUAUAAAAA